This is a messenger RNA of Capronia coronata CBS 617.96, 3102 nucleotides long. Its product is annotated as ubiquitin-activating enzyme E1 1. Gene Ontology annotation, biological process: protein ubiquitination; DNA damage response; ubiquitin-dependent protein catabolic process. Lineage: Eukaryota; Fungi; Ascomycota; Eurotiomycetes; Chaetothyriales; Herpotrichiellaceae. Gene Ontology annotation, cellular component: cytoplasm; nucleus. The record is from RefSeq and is a predicted model, not a curated record. Bases 1 to 3102 code for a protein of 1033 amino acids. Gene Ontology annotation, molecular function: ubiquitin activating enzyme activity. The transcript has a single exon.
AUGACAGAUUCCGUGAUGGAGGUCGACAAUCCUGGGGCGGCUAUUCAGCAGCUCCAGAAUGGCGAGAUUGAUGAAUCCCUUUACAGCCGACAGCUAUACGUUCUGGGUCAUGAGGCAAUGAAGCGUAUGGGCUCGUCGAAUGUCCUUGUGGUUGGUCUUAAAGGCCUGGGUGUCGAGAUCGCAAAGAACAUUGCCCUGGCCGGCGUGAAGUCAUUGACUUUGUUCGAUCCUAAUCCCGUAGCAAUUGCCGACCUGUCUUCUCAGUUCUUUCUGCGCCCUGAAGACGUUGGCAAGCCACGAGCAGAAGUCACUGGACCUCGAGUCGCCGAGUUAAACUCCUACGUCCCCGUCUCGGUCCUCAAAUCCCAAACAUUGACCGAAGACCUGAGUCAACUGAAACAAUUCCAAGCAGUGGUCCUGACGAACACACCUCUGAAGGACCAAGUGGCAAUCGCGGACUUCUGUCACCAAAAUGGCAUCUACCUAACGAUCACUGAUACCUUCGGCCUUUUCGGCUACCUCUUUAACGACUUCGGAAACAACUUCACCGUUGGCGACGUUACAGGAGAAAACCCCAUCAGCGGCAUCAUCGCCGACAUUGACGAGACUGGCCUUGUGUCUGCUUUGGAUGAAACACGACAUGGACUGGAAGAUGGUGACUAUGUUGAGUUCGCCGAAGUUCGGGGGAUGGAAGGCCUCAAUGGCGCUCCGCCUCGCAAGAUUACCGUCAAAGGGCCAUACUCUUUCUCCAUCGGAGAUGUCUCAGGGCUGGGCAAAUAUGAAGGAGGCGGUCUCUUCUCUCAAGUCAAAAUGCCCAAAGUCCUACAAUUCCAGCCUCUCUCUGAGCAGCUCAAGAAGCCAGAAUUCUUGAUCUCUGAUUUCGCCAAGUUUGAUCGACCCGCGCAGCUUCACUUCGGGGUUCAAGCUCUUCACGCAUUUGCGGAGGCUCACAAGGGUGCACUUCCAAGACCUCACAAUGACGAGGAUGCUACAGAAGUACUGGAACUCACGAAGAAGUUGGCCGGAGACAGUGGGGAAGAGGUCGAUGUCAGCGACAAGUUGAUCACUGAGCUGAGUUAUCAAGCGCAGGGUGAUAUUAGUCCAAUGGCAGCAUUCUUUGGUGGUCUUGCAGCGCAGGAGGUUUUGAAGGCGGUAUCAGGAAAGUUCACACCAGUUGCCCAAUGGCUCUAUUUCGAUUCCCUCGAGUCGUUACCAGCAUCUGUGCCUCGUAAUGAGGAGCUUUGCAAGCCGACCGGAUCCCGAUAUGAUGGGCAGAUCGUCGUGUUUGGAAAGGAAUUCCAAGAGAAGAUCUCAAAUAUCAAGAACUUCUUGGUGGGUUCUGGUGCCAUCGGUUGUGAAAUGCUCAAAAACUACGCCAUGAUUGGCCUGGGCACAGGGCCCAAUGGUCACAUCACAGUCACGGAUAACGACUCGAUAGAGAAAAGCAACCUGAAUCGGCAAUUCUUAUUCAGAUCCAAGGAUGUCGGAAAGCAAAAGAGCGAGGUUGCUGCCGCCGCAGUUCAGGCCAUGAAUCCCGAUCUGAAGGGCAAAAUCACCCCCAUGACGGAUCGCAUCGGACCGGACAGCGAAGACAUUUUCAACGAAGAGUUCUGGAAUGGACUUGAUGUCGUCACCAACGCCCUGGACAAUGUCGAGGCGCGAACAUAUGUCGAUCGUCGAUGUGUCUUCUUCAUGAAGCCGCUCUUGGAGAGCGGAACUUUAGGCACCAAGGGAAACACCCAAGUCAUCCUUCCACGUCUGACAGAGUCAUACUCCAGCUCUCAGGAUCCGCCGGAGCAGUCCUUCCCGAUGUGUACACUUCGAAGCUUUCCCAACAAAAUCGAACAUACCAUUGCUUGGGCGCGUGAUCUCUUCCAGUCCUAUUUUGUUGGACCCCCAGAAACGGUCAACUUGUACCUCACUCAACCGGACUACAUCAACAGUACUCUACGUCAGCAAGGAAAUGAGAAGAUGAUCUUGGAAACCCUUAGGGAUUUCCUGGUAACGGACAAGCCGGCGGAUUUCAAUGACUGCAUUGCUUGGGCGCGCAUGCAAUUCGAGAAGCAGUAUCACAACGCAAUUGAGCAGUUGCUGUACAACUUCCCCAAGGACUCCAAGACGUCGAGUGGUGCCGAUUUCUGGUCGGGCCCGAAACGUGCUCCGACCCCUCUCAACUUCGAUCCUAAGGAUCCCACACAUAUGGGAUUCAUUGUUGCGGCUGCCCAUCUCCAUGCAUACAAUUAUGGCAUCCAGGCACCUAAGCUUAGUCAUGAAGACUAUGUGAAGGUGCUUGAUAGCAUGAUCAUCCCUGAGUUCCGGCCCGAUGCAAAUGUAAGGAUUCAGGCCGAUGAGAAUGAACCGGACCCGAACGCAGCAGCCAAGUCAGUCUCCGAUGAUGAGGACGAGUUGAACAAGAUCAUCUCCCAACUGCCAUCGCCGAAGUCUCUUCCGACUUUCCGUUUGAACGUGGUGGAAUUCGAGAAGGACGAUGACACCAACCAUCACAUCGAUUUCAUUACGGCGGCAAGCAAUCUCCGUGCCUUGAAUUACAACAUCCCUCUCGCCGACCGCCACAAGACCAAGUUCAUCGCCGGAAAGAUCAUUCCUGCCAUCGCCACGACCACUGCUCUAGUCACCGGACUGGUCAUUCUUGAACUGUACAAGGUCAUUGACGGGAAGACCGAUCUUGAACAAUACAAGAACGGGUUCGUCAACCUGGCCUUGCCAUUCUUCGGCUUCAGUGAACCGAUUGCGAGUCCCAAGGGCACAUACAAGGGCAAAGAUGGCGAGGUCACGAUCGACAAGCUAUGGGAUCGAUUUGAGAUUGAUGAUGUUACAUUGACCGAGUUCCUGAAACACUUCGAAGACCUUGGUUUGACCGUAACCAUGGUCAGCUCGGGAGUGAGCUUGUUGUAUGCCAGCUUCUAUCCGCCAAGCAAGACCAAGGAUCGGAUGCCUCUCAAGAUGAGCAAGCUCCUUGAGACCAUCAGUCGCAAGCCCAUCCCGGAGCACCAGAAGAAUAUCAUCUUCGAGAUCACUGCCGAGGACACGACUGAAGAAGACGUCGAGAUCCCCUAUGUCAUGGUGAAAUACAAGAAGUAG